CCUCUGCUGUAUUAUUCGGGAGGCUGCAAAAACUACGUAUCGUUAAAAAAUUGCAUUUACAGCAGAUACCAUUAGGUAGAUUUCAGAAGCGUUCUCAAGUCGGUUCUGAACGGCGCGCGCGUUUCGUCGUGAGGGCGCGAUGGCGUUCCCGUUCGAGCACAAAAACGCCGGGAACUCAGCUAACAGGAAUCAGGAACGGCUCCUAGGUAAAAUCUGAACGACUGAACGAACCGGCAUCAAACGCACUCGCUAUUAAAAACGUUCCGGUAAACACAAAUGGCGGCUUGUUCAUUUUCAUUCCUAACGCUAUAAAGUCGCCGCAUGCCGUGCGCGUAAAGUUCUGAUGAUAGCAGGGAGGGGACGUUCGUUGACGGCACGUCCCCUUGUUUAACCCCCGCGCGUUCCAAUAACAGCACGUCUAGUCAUCUGAGCGCUGGACUGUAUGAGCGUCUGAAUGAGGUUUAUCAAAGGCGAUACGUCAUUGCGCGCUGCAGCGAUUGGCUGGAUUCCGCUCCCUUUUCUCCACAAUUUGCAACCACGACCGGUCUUCGCCUCCGGAGCAGCGGCACCCCGCAGUAGAGGCAGGUAAAACAUACCGGUUUUAACGCGGAUCUUCGCGUUGCUCUCAUUGAUCGGCGAAGCCAGUUGCCUCUAGUUGGCCACUUUACGGUCUCCCUCAGACGGUCGCUGACGGACAGCCCUUCUUCUGCUGCUGCUGGCUGAUCUGAAGGAAUGCCGCAGUUGAGAAGCGAACGCUUUCCGCGAUUUGUGAAAGGCUAGCUUCGGCAAAAAAAAGGGGGAGAGAACAGCUCGCUUUGCGCACGAACGCCGCAAAGUUCGGGACCGGCGAGCGCGCUUUGUUCUCGAACGCAUCGCGUCCGCGUGCGCGCGUCGAAAGCCGCGGCUCUGAAAGUGUUUUAAAGGACGUGAACUAGAAAUGCUUUUGAUCGCUCUGCGCACAUGCUCUUUUCUAACGCUGGAUUCCCCGUUGGAUCUAUUUUAGGUGGACUUGCUUUUCCCUCAAGAGAAAUGAGCGCAAUAUAGCGCGCGCAUUCGCAGGGCUGGACAUUUCCGUUCGCUUUCAGUCUCCUCGAUUCUUCCCCGCAAUACAGACACUGCCCGAGCCGGACUAAAUGAGUGCCAGGACCUCGGAGAGACUGGCGCUUUCCAUUCCCCACUGUGCCUUAAACGGAACCGCUCUGGCCGGCAAUGGCACCUGCUUCGACCGGGUGGAUCAGCUGUUCCAGGCGUUCUCCUCCACCGCCGUGCUUUUUGUGCUCAUCGCGAUGAUCGUCGGGAUAAUAUUCGUGUCCGUCACGACCUUCCACUUUCACAAAAGCAAGAUGAAAAAGCGCAAGAUACAGAAAGCCCAGGAGGAAUACGAGCGCGACAACUGCAGUCCCAAAGCGGCCAAAGGCAAGCCGGUGGUCCGGCAGUGCAUCAUGGUGAGACCCCCCGCGGCAGUGCGCAAAAGCGACCCGAACGCGGAGGAUCCCGGCGUGACAGACGACAAGAGACACUCGGGACAGCCCAAGGAUGAGGACUUGUUGGAAUCGGUCGCUGUGUCUUGAUAACGCAGAGCCAGCCUUUAGAGGACGCUGUAAAUAACCUCUGUGUUCCUAUGAUAUCACCUGCGGAAUAUAUCGAUUCUUUGUAUAAGCGUUAGAGUUGAACGGUUUUCAUCGUGGAAGAACUCUAGGAACGGUUUUCGGUGUUUUUUUUUGUUUGUUUUUGUUUUUGGGAGACUAUAAGGACCGCGGAUGGAAUUUCUAUCGUAAUUUCGAACCAGUCCUAACGGGAUCGAGCUGAAAGGGCAUCGAGUAAGAUCCUGCUGGACAAAAUGAAAUGAGAAGGAGUAGUGGGAUGAGCAGAAUCGAUGCCGGAGAGAUCGAACAGAAACACCCCCCCAAGAAUCAAAUAAGCUUUCAAUUUCUCGGCCCGAACUGCAUCAGAUUCGAUUGAAUGAUGGGAUCAGAAUAAAAUAAUAAUAAAAAUACUAAUGCGAUUCCAAGACGGUCUUAUGAUAGGAUCUAACAAUCGUUGGAUCAAUCCCAAAGGACUUUAUUGAAUAUUUAUGGAAUUUCCGUCACAAUCAGGAACCGCUUUGAUAAAUCAAACAAACUCCUGGAUUCUGGCAUUAACCGGUUAAUUGAAUUUUCAAUGUUUUAUUGAUUUAUUUGAUCGAAAAUGUUCAUUUAGAAAAAAUAAUAAUAAACGGUGAGAUUCUUGGGAGGGAAAUCGGUUUCGUUAAACUAAAAUGAUCUUACUGAAUUUCUAUUAUAAUUCAUGUCCAAGUUGGACUAAACAGGAAUAAUCCAUCAACUAAAUAAGAUCAUAGACAGAAUUUUAAGCAUGACGUGAACUAAAAAAAAAAAACGAGAUUCAGUGAAUCAUAAUUUGAAGCCAAACACGAAUGAUCUAAGUAUCAGAGAACAUCCUUCUGGUUCUUAUUUUCCAAGCCCCUUUUAGUCAAUGUUUUCAUUCAAUCCGGCAGGAUUUUAUUUCAUCCCAUUAGGAUUGUCUUCAAAUUGCGAUAGACCUGCCGUCGGCGUUCCUUCAGGACACAGGCCCAGCGUCUGCAACACGGAUGGUCUUCUUCAUAUCGUUACGAGGGGAAUAAUCGUGAAACGGGGGCGAACACGGACAAAUGACGGAGCCGCUGCCAGCCUUUCAGAGUUCAUGCUGAAGGAAUAGUGAAGUAGCCGAAAGCUGAAAGGACGGUUCUCUUGUAUAAAGUCUGCACAGACGCUGUCCAGUGCUGAAACCAGGACAGAGACGACGGUCUUCUUCGUGCAGAGCCUCAACACAACUCGCAACCGUUUUCCUUCGUUUUGGGUUUUAGAAACUCUUAGGUGUUACUCUUUUAGGCGACAUUGUUGUUGUUUUUGACAGAUAUCGGGAUUUUCCUUUAUCUCAGUGGCUUUCUCGAGAUAGAAGCGCAAUUCGUGCCAUUCUGGCUUGGCAUGAAUCGGUCUAGUGUUUUAACCCCUUUAUCCCCGAGACUGUUAAUGUGCAACUGCAGCUGCUAGUGGUAGUAUAGCCUAUACUUGUUUUGUUCAUGGCACUGUGUAAUCAUAGUAAAACUUAUGUAACCUGAGGCGUUUCGGUUUUGUGUUACAGCUCUGUAUUAACGCUCUCUUUUUUGCAUUUUUGCUCUAGAAUUAAUAUAACACUAAUGAUCGAGUAUUAUAUUUUCUAUCAUUCUGAACUAGUGUAACAAUCGAUAAGAAAUAAGAGAACAUUUUAAAAGUCAUCUUAUGUAUUUCCUUGACGUUGUGUUGAACCGGAAAUGGAAGUUAUAGACCGAAGUCACGUAUUGUAACAGAUCGCAGUUUGAACUUUUGUUUUUAGAUCAAUGCAUACAAUUUUAAAUUACUAAUAAAGUAUUGUGCAAA
Puntigrus tetrazona (Sumatra barb) is the source of this 3395-nucleotide messenger RNA. RefSeq lists its product as uncharacterized. Bases 1134 to 1571 code for a protein of 145 amino acids. The record is from RefSeq and is a predicted model, not a curated record. NCBI's taxonomy places the organism in Eukaryota, Metazoa, Chordata, Actinopteri, Cypriniformes, Cyprinidae. The transcript has a single exon.